Messenger RNA from Heterocephalus glaber (naked mole-rat), 8252 nucleotides. Lineage: Eukaryota; Metazoa; Chordata; Mammalia; Rodentia; Bathyergidae. The record is from RefSeq and is a predicted model, not a curated record.
CUCCAUCCCAGAAGGGGCCAGGACAAUGGCCUUAGUCCUGUGGGCCUUUGCCCUGCUGGGCUCAGCCUGUUUGGUGUCAGCCAACAUCUUCGAGUACCAGGUGGAUGCCCAGCCGCUUCGUCCCUGUGAGUUGCAGAGGGAAAAGGCCUUCCUGACGCGGAUGAAUUAUAUUCCCCAGUGCUCUGAAGACGGCAGCUUCCAGACCAUCCAGUGCCUAAAUGAUGGCCGCUCCUGCUGGUGUGUGGAUGCUGAUGGCAGGGAAGUUCCAGGCAGCAGACAGCCAGGGAGGCCGACAGCCUGCCUGUCCUUCUGCCAGCUGCACAGACAGCGGAUCCUGUUGAGUGGCCACCUUAACAGCACAGCCAGGUCCUUCCUCCCUCAGUGUCGGGCCUCAGGGGACUACGCAUCUGUGCAGUGUGACCUGUGGCAGGCACAGUGCUGGUGUGUGGACCCGGAGGGGAUGGAGGUGUACGGUACCCGCCAGCUGGGGAGACCAGCACGGUGUCCGAGGAGCUGUGAGAUUAGAAACCGUCGUCUGCUCCAUGGGGUGGGAGACAAGUCCCCCCCCCAGUGUUCUCCAGAGGGGGACUUUAUGCCCGUCCAGUGCAAGUUUAUCAACACCACAGACAUGAUGAUCUUCGAUCUGAUCCACAGCUACAACAGGUUUCCAGAUGCAUUUGUGACCUUCAGUUCCUUCCAGGGCAGGUUUCCUGAGUUGUCUGGGUACUGCUACUGUGCUGACAGCCAAGGGCGGGAACUGGCUGAGACAGGUCUGGAGCUGUUACUGGAUGAAAUUUACGACACCAUUUUUGCCGGCCUGGACCUGGCUUCUACUUUCACUGAAUCUACUCUGUACCGGAUACUGCAGAGACGGUUUCUAGCAGUGCAGUUAGUCAUCUCUGGAAGGUUCCGAUGCCCCACCAAGUGUGAAGUGGAGCAGUUUGCAGCAACCACCUUUGGUCACCCCUACAUUCCAAGCUGCCACCGAAAUGGGGACUACCAGGCCACGCAGUGCCAGACACAAGGGCCAUGCUGGUGUGUGGACGCCCAGGGAAGGGAAACCCCUGGAACUCAGCAGCAGGAGGGGGAGCCACCUGCUUGUGCUGGAGACCAGUCUUGUUCCUCAGAAAGGCAGCGGGCCUUGUCCAGGCUGUACUUCGGGACCUCUGGCUACUUCAGCCAGCGCGACCUGUUCUCUGCCCCUGAGGAAAGACGGGCUUCUCAGGGAGGAGAGAGGCCGGCCACAUCCUGCUCACCCAAGAUCAAGCAGCUCUUUGUUGACUCGGGGCUUCUUCACCUAAUGGUGGAAGAAAAGGAGCCACCGUUUUCUGCAGUAGAGAGUCUGCUUGGAGAAGCUAUCAGAGCUAUUUUUCCCUCCCGAGAGCUGGCCCGUCUCGCCCUUCAGUUUACCACCAACCCAAAGCGACUCCAGCAAAACCUGUUUGGAGGGACAUUUUUGGUGAACCUUGGCCAGUUUAACUUGUCUGGAGCCCUUGGCACAAGAGGCACAUUUAACUUCAGUCAGUUUUUCCAGCAACUUGGUCUCCCAGGCUUCCAAAAUGGAAGGGGAUCAGUAGAGCUAGACAAAGUACUUUCUGUGGGACUGGAUUCAAAUUCUGCCACAGAACCCCUCAGUGCUGCGAAUAAGCCAAUUGUGGGCAGCUUUGGAUUUAAAAUCAAUUUGCAAGAGAACCAAAACGCCUUAAAGUUCAUUGCCUCUCUUCUGGAGCUUCCAGAAUUCCUUCUCUUCUUGCAGCAUGCUAUUUCUGUGCCCGAAGAUGUGGCAAGGGAUUUGGGUGAUGUGAUGGAAAUGGCGCUCAGCUCCCAGGCCUGUGAGCAGACACCCGGAAGGCUUUUUGUCCCCUCAUGCACUAUGGAAGGAAGUUAUGAGAAUGUCCAGUGCUUUGCUGGAGAGUGCUGGUGUGUAGACUCCUGGGGCAAAGAAAUCCCUGACUCGAGAGUCAGAGGUGGACAGCCGAGGUGCCCCACAGAGUGCGAGCAGCAAAGGGCUCGCAGGCAAAGCCUCGUGCGCAGCCAGCCUGCAGGGGCCAGCGUGUCUGUCCCUUCUUGUACCAGUGAGGGGCAUUUCCUGCCUGUCCAGUGCUUCAACUCAGAGUGCUACUGUGUUGACACCGAGGGUCGGGCUAUUCCUGGCACUCAGAGUACUCUUGGAGAACCCAAGCAAUGUCCCAGCUUCUGUCAGUUACAGGCCGAGCAAGCCUUCCUAGCCACACUACGGGCCCUGCUCUCUAACUGGAGCAUGCCACCUGCGCUCUCCAGCAUCUAUGUCCCACAGUGCACUGCCAAUGGGCAGUGGCAGCGUGUGCAGUGUGAUGGGCCCCCAGAGCCAGUCUUAGAGUGGUACGAUCGAUGGAGGGCUCAGAACCCUGAUGCCCAGGAGCUGAGCGCUGCCAGGCUGCUAAUGACCAUCAUGAGCUAUAGAGGAGCAGCUUCCAGAAACUUCCGCCUCUUUGUUCAAAGCCUCUAUGAGGCUGGCCAACAAGGCAUCUUCCCAGUCCUGGAACAAUUCCCUUCCCUCCAAGAUGUUCCACCGGCAGUGCUGGAAGGGAACCUGACGCAGCCUGCAGAGAACGUCUUCCUGGACCCUUACUUCUUUUGGCAGAUCCUAAAUGGCCAGCUCAGCAGGUACCCGGGCCCCUACUCAGACUUCAGCAGGCCACUGGCACACUUGGACCUCCGGAGCUGCUGGUGUGUGGAUGAGGCUGGCCAGGAGCUGGAAGGCACUCGGGCCAAACCAAACCAGGUCCCCACAUGUCCUGGUUCCUGUGAAGAAGUGAAGCUUCGUGUCCUGCAGUUCAUUAAGGAAACAGAAGAGAUUGUUUCAGCUUCCAACACUUCUCGGUUCCCUCUGGGGGAGAGUUUCCUAGUGGCCAAAGGAAUCCGGCUGACCAGUGAAGAACUUGGCCUUCCUCCACUCUUCCCAUCACGAGAGGCUUUCUUUGAGAAGUUUCUGCAUGGGAGUGAUUACACCAUGCAGUUGGCAGCUCGGUCCACCUUGGACUUCUACCAGAGACACCAAGGUGAGCUGCCUGGAGCAGCCCCCGCUCUGCGGUCAGGCCCCUACAUGCCACAGUGUGGUGCAUUCGGAAGCUGGGAGCCCAGGCAGUGCCACAUGGGGACUGGGUACUGCUGGUGUGUGGACGCGAAGGGCCAGUUUAUCCCCAACUCACUGACUGCCCGCUCCCCACAGGUCUUGCAGUGUGCCUCACCUUGUGAGCAGUCUCGAGCCAAUGGGCUGCUUUCUGGUUGGAAACAGGCUGGAUCCCAAGGAGACCCAUCCCCAGAAGACCUGUUCACCCCAGCCUGCCUUGAGACAGGAGAGUUUGCCAGGAUGCAGGCGUUGGGGACCAGUGCCUGGUGUGUGGACCCCGUGUCUGGAGAAGGGACGCAGCCCAGCACCAAUGGCAGCACCCAGUGCCCGGGCCUCUGCAGCUCUCUCAGAAGCGGAGACCUGUCCAGGAGAGUCCGCCCUGGACACAUCCCAGCCUGCAGGGAACAGGACGGGGCCUUUUCCCUGGUGCAAUGUGACCCGGCGCAGGGCAGCUGCUGGUGUGUCCUGGACAGUGGAGAGGAGGUGCCUGGGACCCGCGUGGUGGGCAGCCAGCCUGCCUGUGAGCGCCCUCAGUGUCCGCUUCCCUUCCUGAGCGUGUCAGACGUGCCUGGCGGCGCGCUCCUCUGUGACAGGGCCUCGGACCUGGGAGAGGCCGCCGUCCAGCAGUGCCAGCUCUGGUGUCGCCAGGGUUACCGGAGUACAGUCCCGUCGGGGCUGCUGCUGUGCAGCCUGGAGAGCAAGCACUGGGUGUCGCAGCUCCCCCAGCCCCUGGCCUGCCAGCGGCCACAGCCGUGGCAGAGCAUCCAGACUGGAGCCCACCUCCAGCUGCAGCUCCCCCCGGGCAAGAUGUGCAGUGCUGACUACUCAGGACUGCUGCAGGCGCUCCAGGUCUUUAUCCUGGAUGAGCUGACGGCCCGGGGCUUCUGCCACAUCCAGGUGAGGACGACUGGGACUCCUACCUCCCAUCCUGUCUGUGACAGCUCCUCAGUACAGGUGCGGUGUCUGACUGCGGAGCGUCUAGGAGUCAAUGUCACAUGGAAAUCCCAGAUUAAGGACAUCCCAGCAGGCUCGCUUCCAGAUCUGCAUGACAUUGAAAGGGCCUUAGUGGGCAAGGACCUCCUUGGGCGCUUCACAGAUCUGGUCCAAAGUGGAACAUUCCAGCUUCAUCUGGAUUCCAAGGCAUUCUUGGCAGACACCUCCAUCCACUUUCUGCAAGGGGACAGCUUUGUGGCCUCUCCCCAGACAUGGUUUGGGUGCGUGGAAGGAUUCUCCCGAGUCUCAGCUACCAGCAAGGCCAGCCGGGACCCUCUGGGGUGUGUUAUGUGCCCUGAGGGAAGCUAUUCUCUGGACGAGCAGUGUAUUCCCUGUCCUGUUGGGUUCUACCAAGAACAGGCAGGCACCGUGGCCUGUGUCCCGUGUCCUUCAGGAAGAACAACCAUUGCCGCUGGAGCCUUCAGCCACAAGCACUGUGUCACUGACUGUCAGAGGAAUCAGGCAGGCCUGCAGUGUGACCAGAACGGCCAGUACCGAGCCAGCCAGAAAGACAGCACCAGUGGGAAGGCCUUCUGUGUGGACAGUGAGGGACGCAGGCUACUGUGGUCACAAACAGAGGCCCCACUCUCUGAAUCUCAGUGUCUGGUGAUGCAGAAAUUUGAGGAGGCUCCCGAAUGGAAGGUGAUCUUUGAUGCUGAUGCUCCUGGGAUAGUCAGGUCCAAAGUUCCUGGUUCUGAAUCCCCACUGAUGCAGUGCUUGCCAGAUUGCGCAGGGGAUGAGGCCUGCAGCUUCUUCACGGUGUUCACCACGGAGCUGGGGGGCAUGUGUGAUUUCUACGGCUGGACAAGUGACAGCUUCGCCUGUACCACUUCCGCCCAGGAACAAGACACUCUGGGGAGCUUGCAGGUCACUGACUUUGGAAGCCUUAGGUGCCAGGUGAAAGUGAAGAACCGUGAUCAAGAAUCUCUGGCUGUGUAUUUGAAGAAGGGUCAAGAAUUCACCACGGCAGGCCAGAAAACCUUCGAGCCCACUGGUUUCCGAAACUCACUCUCUGGAUUGUACAACCCCGUGGUGUUCUCAGCCUCUGGAGCCAACCUGACCGAUGCUCACCUUUUCUGUCUUCUUGCCUGUGAACACGACGCCUGCUGCGAUGGCUUCAUCCUCUCGCAGAUCCCAGGAGGGCCCCUGGUCUGCGGGCUGCUGAGCUCCCCCAACGUUCUCCUUUGCAACGCAGCAGACUGGAUAGAUGCCUCCAAAGAGCAGGCUAACUCUACAUGUCCUGGGGUGACAUAUGAGCAGGGCUCCCACCAGGUGACAUUUCGUCUAGGAGGCCAGGAAUUCAUGAAAAGUCUGGCACCCCUGGAAGGAGCUCCGGGCACUGUUAUCAGUUUCCAGCAGGUUUAUCUCUGGAAAGAUUCUGACAUGGCGUCUCGACCAGAGUCUAUGGGAUGCCAAAAAGAUGUGGUACAGAGGUCUGAAUCUCCAGCAGAGACAGGUUCAACAGCAGAACUUUUCUCCCCUGUGGACCUCACCCAGAUCACUGUGAAUGCAAACAGAUCCCUGCCCAGUCAGCGGCACUGGCUUUUCAAACACCUGUUUUCAGACCAACAGGCAAAGCUGUGGUGCCUUUCUCGCUGCUCCCAGGAGCCCUCUUUCUGUCGGCUUGCAGAGGUAACAGAGAAUACACCCCUGUACUUCACCUGUUCCCUCUACCCUGAGGCUGAGGUGUGUGAUGCUGUUCUGGAGUCCAGUGCCCGGGGCUGCAGCCUGGUCCUGCCACAGCAGCCAGGGACCCUGUUCCGGAAGAAAGUUGAACUGAACAACAGAGUGAAGAACUUUUACACUCGCUUGCCAUUCCAGAAGCUGGCAGGGAUUUCCAUUAGAAACAAAGUGCCCAUGUCUGAAAAGCCCAUUUCCAAUGGGUUCUUUGAAUGUGAACGACUAUGUGAUUUGGACCCAUGCUGCACCGGCUUUGGAUUUCUAAAUGUGUCCCAGUUAAAAGGAGGAGAGGUGACCUGUCUAACUCUGAGCAGCAUGGGAAUUCAGAUGUGCAGUGAUGAAGGUGGAGGAGCCUGGCGCAUCUUGGACUGUGGCUCUCCUGACACAGAAGUUCGCACCUACCCCUUUGGAUGGUACCAGAAGCCUAUCGCUCAGGGCGAUGCCCCCAGUUUCUGCCCUCCGGCUGCUCUUCCUGCCCUCGCCAAGAAAGUUGCUGUGGACUCCUGGCAGUCCCUGGCUGUCUCCUCAGUAGCUGUGGAUCCGUCCAUCAGGGACUUUGAUGUCGCCCACAUCAGCACUACUGCCACCGCCAACUUCUCAGUCGCCCGAGACUUCUGUUUGCUGGGCACCACUCUGCUCCGCUCUGAGACAGGAUCUGCACCCUCUGUGACCAUCGCCCCCCGUGGCCAGCUACGGGGCAGGUCCCAGGCUGUGCGAGUGGGCACUGCAUGGAAGCAGGUGGACCAGUUCCUUGGAAUUCCCUAUGCCUCUCCACCACUGGCAGACAGCCGCUUCCGGGCACCAGAGCCUUUGAACUGGACGGGCUCCUGGGAUGCCACUGAGCCAAGGGCCAGCUGCUGGCUGCCAGGCACCCGAAGCCCCGCACCCCCUGGAGUUAGUGAAGAUUGCUUGUAUCUCAACGUGUUUGUCCCGGAGAACCUGGCCCCCAACGCAUCGGUACUGGUGUUCUUCCACAACGCCAGGGAGGCAGAAGUCAGCAAUGGACAGCUGACAAUUGAUGGCUCCUUUCUGGCUGCUGUUGGUAACCUUAUUGUGGUCACUGCCAACUACCGAGUAGGUGUCUUUGGCUUCCUGAGUUCUGGGUCCAGUGAGCUGACGGGCAACUGGGGACUGCUGGACCAGGUGGCAGCUCUGACCUGGGUGCAGAGCCACAUUGGCGCAUUUGGCGGGGACCCUCGGCGCGUGUCCCUGGCAGCCGAUCGUGAUGGGGCUGAUGUGGCCAGCAUCCACCUUAUGACCAGGGCCACGGGCCCCAGGCUCUUCCGGAGGGCCCUGCUGAUGGGAGGCUCUGUGCUCUCCCCAGCCACUGUCAUCAGCCCCAGCAGGGCUCAGCAACAGGCGAUGACUUUGGCAAAGGAGGUCAACUGCCCUACCUCAUCCAGCCAAGCAGUGGUGUCCUGCCUACGCCAGACGCCUGCCAACGUUCUCAACGAUGCCCAGACCAAGCUCCUGGCAGUGAGUGGCCCUUUCCACUACUGGGGUCCCGUGGUCGACGGCCGGUACCUCCAAGAAGCCCCAGCCAGAGCCCUGCAGAGGCCUCCUCCUCGGGCCAAGGUCGAUCUGCUCAUCGGGAGCUCGCAGGAAGAUGGGCUCAUUAGCAGAGCCAAGGCGGUGAAGAGAUUUGAGGAAAGUCAAGGCCGGACUGAGAGCAAAACAGCCUUUUACCAGGCGCUGCAGAACUCGCUGGGAGGUGAGGACUCGGAUGCCAGCGUCCUGGCUGCAGCCACGUGGUACUACUCCCUGGAGCACUCUGCAGAUGACUACGCCUCCUUCUCCCGCGCGCUGGAGAACGCCACCCGGGACUACUUCAUCACCUGCCCCAUGAUCGACAUGGCCAGACGCUGGGCAAAGGGCACCCGAGGAAAUGUCUUUAUGUACCAUGCCCCAGAAAGCUACAGCCAUGGCAGCCUGGACCUGCUGGCGGAUGUUCAGUAUGCCUUUGGGCUUCCUUUCUACCCUGCCUAUGAGGGGCAGUUUUCCCUGGAGGAGAAAAGCCUGUCACUGAAAAUCAUGCAGUUCUUGUCCAACUUCAUCAGAUCGGGAAACCCCAAUUACCCACAUGAGUUCUCACGGAAGGCACCUGAGUUUGCAGCCCCCUGGCCUGACUUUGUCCCAGGCACCGGCGGAGAGAGCUACCAGGAGUUCAGCACCCUGCUUCCCAUUAGGCAGCACCUGAAACAAGCUGACUGCUCCUUUUGGUCCAAGUACAUCCAGGCCCUGAAGGCGCCAACAGAUGGAGCCCUAGACGAGCAGUCAAUAGGGAGUGAAGAUAAGAAUUUGUUGGCUGGGUCUGAGCUGGAACAAGACUUCCUGGACCUCCCGGAGCCAGGUCCCAAGAGCUACAGCAAGUGACCUUCCCCUGAGGCCUCACCCAUGCUGUCCACUGUGGUCACUCUUUCUCUAGAAGAGCCACUUGCUUUCAAUAAAGUGUCCACAUGCAUUAAUA